Molecule: messenger RNA, 2059 nt
Organism: Anarrhichthys ocellatus (wolf-eel)
Lineage: Eukaryota; Metazoa; Chordata; Actinopteri; Perciformes; Anarhichadidae
Gene: nmnat1
Product: nicotinamide nucleotide adenylyltransferase 1
Exons: 5
Coding region: 67-1131 (354 amino acids)
Biological process (GO): NAD+ biosynthetic process
Cellular component (GO): nucleus
Molecular function (GO): nicotinate-nucleotide adenylyltransferase activity; nicotinamide-nucleotide adenylyltransferase activity
Source: RefSeq, a predicted model, not a curated record
UACAGAGCAGACUGCAGAAGUUUCUCCUGGUAGUGCAAUGAAUAUUUACAUUAUGUAUCUUUCUCUAUGAUAGUAAACACGUCCUUUGUUUUCUGCUUGAGCAUCCUGUACCAACGGACAUGGUCGCGUUGUCUGGUUACAAAUAAAGCUAACGUUACCUACGGUUUAGAAUUGAACGACAAUAGACGCCAGCUAACUCACCAUAACAUUGUAGUGUUCCUUUCUCUUAACUUGUCCUCUCAACUCCUAUCACAUAGUCAUUCACUCUCUGGUAAAGCGGAAACAGAGCUUCCUCUCAAAGUACGAGGCAUGGACGAUCAGAGUGUGACCAGAGUGGUCCUGUUGGCCUGCGGGUCCUUCAACCCCAUCACCAACAUGCACCUGAGGAUGUUUGAACUGGCUCGAGAUCAUCUGGAGGACACAGGUCAGUACAGGGUGGUGAAAGGCAUCAUCUCUCCGGUGGGUGAUGGCUAUAAGAAGAAGGGUUUGAUUGAAUCCUGCCAUCGUCUGGAGAUGGCCAGAUUGUCCACAGAGAACUCAGACUGGAUCACAGUAGAUUCCUGGGAAGGCUUGCAGCCAGACUGGGUGGAGACAGCCAAAGUCAUUCGGCAUCACUAUGACAAGCUGCUUGCAGCAGAGCAGAGCAACGAUGAUGUGGACACGGUCAAGUACGCAAAAAAGAGACGUAUAGAGGAAAAUUCUGAGAAAUCAUCUCAUUGCACAAGGAGAGACGGCCCUCAGCUGAUGUUGCUUUGUGGGGCUGAUGUCCUCGAGUCCUUUGGAGUACCCAACCUGUGGAAGCAGGAGGAUAUUGCUGAGAUUGUGGGCCGCUACGGUUUGGUUUGCAUCACCCGCAGCGGCAGUGACCCCCACAAAUUCAUCCACAAAUCAGACAUGCUGUGGAAGUAUCGCAAGAACAUCCAUGUGGUCCACGAAUGGGUGACCAACGAGAUCUCAGCCACUCACGUACGCCAGUCGCUGCGGCGCGGUCGGAGCGUCAGGUACCUGCUGCCAGACGGCGUGGUUAAUUUCAUACGAGAGCACGGGCUCUACAGCGCGGAGAGCGAGGAGAAGAAUGCAGACGUGGUUCUAGCACCUCUUCAGAGAUACUCGGAUGCCUCCUCAAGCUGAGGAAGUGUACUGCUGCAGAAACAGGGAUGUCAGCUUUUUACACUGUGUGUUUCACAAUCCAAGCGUCCACCAGUGCCUGCUGAACAGAUAGUAAUGGGUGUGUUUUUUAAGAAGAUAAAUCUACAUAGACUUUUCUGAGGGAAGUGAUUUAGUAACAAUUAAAUUAGCAUACGUGUGUGUGUGUGUGUGUGUGUGUGUGUGUGUGUGUGUGUGUGUGUGGAAACAAUUUCAAAAAACAGAAUAAAUGCGCAACUGGCUGGGAGGUCAUCUAAAUGUCAUUGCUGCUGUAGAAAUAAAUCUGUUGUGUGCUAAUUGAACUAUGGAUUCACAAUUUUGGUGUGAAGUAGUCAGCCUACAGUGCGUCUAGUGUUUCGUGAAAUAUGAUAGGAACAAAUGUAUUUGCUUUACCUCAAUGUUUCGGUAUACUCUCUCUCACCACGUUUUUGUACCUAGAGCACGGUUUGUUCGUGCACUCCCUCAUGUUAAAGCAGGCAAUAUGCUUUCAACAUGUUUACUUAUGAUACUUUUUUUACUGUUGCUUAAGCGCGAUUUUGAAAACAGGGCUCAUUGAGUCAAAACUACACACAGUCCACACAACCGCACGGACAAGCAGCAAGUCUUUUGCAAAAUGAAAGACUUCAUUUAAACUUUACUACAGUUUUCAGAGAUGUUGUUAGAGUAAAGUACAUGAAUAUGUUGAGCAAACAACACACAAGACUAGCAGCAUUUUGCACUGACAGUCUAAAAAGAAUAUAGUUAAUAAAGACAGCAUUGUGGAGACAAAAAAUAAAGCGUAAAUUUCAAUUGCUAAUACACAUUUUUGAAAGCAGGCUUCUCAAUGCUCUCUUGGCUUCCAUUGUUGUUGUAAACUGGCACUCACCUGUGGUCUUUUCUAUAGUGCUGAUUGAUUAAACGACAUUGAAAUAAA